Babesia bigemina is the source of this 540-nucleotide messenger RNA. Its product is annotated as ribosomal protein L7Ae-related protein, putative. Gene Ontology annotation, molecular function: box H/ACA snoRNA binding. Gene Ontology annotation, biological process: snRNA pseudouridine synthesis; rRNA pseudouridine synthesis. Bases 1 to 540 code for a protein of 179 amino acids. Gene Ontology annotation, cellular component: box H/ACA snoRNP complex. NCBI's taxonomy places the organism in Eukaryota, Apicomplexa, Aconoidasida, Piroplasmida, Babesiidae. The transcript has a single exon. The record is from RefSeq and is a predicted model, not a curated record.
AUGAGCGACACUGAGGACGUCGUCAUGGAUUCCAGCGCAGAGGAACCUGUGCACAUAUCGCCGAUAGCAAAUCCGCUUCUACGUGGGAAGACGUUGAAACGGUCUUUGAAACUGGUGAAAAGGGCACUUGCACUCGAGAAACUCGCAAAAGCAAAACGUUUGGAAGAGGAGGGAGAGGCUGAUACGAUUCUCACACGGCUCGUGAAGCGCGGCGUCCAGGACGUCACAAAGGCCAUAAGAAAAGGAAUCCAAGGGGUGGUUCUAGUUGCCUGUGACGUGCAUCCAAUUGAUGUAGUGGCUCACUUACCGAUCAUGUGCGAGGACGCAAGUGUAGCCUAUGCCUAUGUUUCCUCCAAACGGGUCAUGUCGCAAGUAUGCCAGUCAAAACGGCCGACAUGCGUGGUGCUGGUAACGAAACCGCCAAAAGAUCUUCUGCAGCGGCUAACAAAACUUGUGCCGGACAGGAAUGAAAAGCUCAACUAUACCGAUCUUUAUGAGAAGGUGGACAGAGCAAUACGCAAUUCUCAUCCCUUCAUGUGA